Messenger RNA from Alnus glutinosa, 2342 nucleotides. RefSeq names its product protein PTST homolog 3, chloroplastic. Lineage: Eukaryota; Viridiplantae; Streptophyta; Magnoliopsida; Fagales; Betulaceae. The record is from RefSeq and is a predicted model, not a curated record. The transcript is spliced from 12 exons. The coding region runs from base 158 to 2038 and encodes 626 amino acids.
UUAUUCCCCACUUCAACUCUCAUCAAUUUCUCUCUGAAAGCCGGAGUUCAUAUUUUUUUUUUUGCAGCAAACCAGGUUUUACAAUUCGAAUUUCGACCCGAAAGUCUCAAUCCUCUUGAACUCUCAAUGCUUCAAAAUCCCAUAUUUGUGCUCUCUCAUGGCGACCCUCUUUCACUUUCCGAGCUUCCUCUCACUCUCUUCUCGUAAGCUGUUGUUUGCUCCACAACAAGAACAACUCAAGCUAAUCUGGGAGACCCAGGAACACCCAACUCAGAAACGCUUUACAGUAUGUGCUUGUUCAAAUAAGAAACCCAGGGGUAGUAGAAAGGUAAAGAGCAAUGCAGAGCUGUGCAAUGACAUUCGGGAAUUUGUCACUGCGUUUGGGCUUCCAGAGGAUCACGUGCCAUCGUUGAAGGAGCUUUUGCUGCAUGGAAGGAAUGACCUUGCAAACGUUGUUAGACGGAGAGGAUAUAAACGGAUUAGAGAACUUCUUGCUAACUCAACAAAAUCUGAUAUCGAUGGGCUUGAUCAGAAAAAAAGCUUCGAUGCAAACCAAGAUGCAGUCAGUGAUCAUGAAGACGUAUUAACAGGUCAGGACAAUAAGGUGAACACUGUGGUUGAAGACAUCUCCUCAUCUACAGAAGUCUUAAUCCCGGGGAACUAUUCCGGUAGUUCGUGUUGUGAUUCAGAUCUCAACUCUGCUGAAUUUAGGUGCGUAUCUGUAGAAUCUUCAGCCAAUUCAUUCUUGGAGGAAAAGGCAUCAUGUGAAAUGAAGGGUCACAAUGAGAAGGUAAACAAUGUGGCGGAAGAUGUUUCCUUGUCAACUGAAGUUGCCACCAUGGAAAGCAGUUCAAGCAUCAAUCCAUGUCUCAAUACUGCCGGCCACAGCUGCACGCCUGUAGAAUAUUUAGUCAACUCAUCUCUGGCAGAAAAGGAUUCAUCUAAGUUACAAGUUCUGGAUGAGAAGGUGAACAAUAUUGUUGAAGAUAUGCCCUUUUCAAUUGAAGGAACGGAAAAUUAUUCUUGGAGUUCAAUUCCGGAUUUGAGUCUCAAUAACCUUAAAAGCAUGCCUACAGAAUCUUUAGCCAUUGUAUCCUUGGAGCAAAGCCCCCCAUACAGUUUGAGAGAUCAGCAUGAGAAGAUUAAGAAUAUUGAUCAACCUGUCAACUCUGGUGAUGAUAGUUGCAUGCCGACAGUAUUAUCAGCCAACUCAUCCUUUGAGGAAAAGGUGGCAAAGUUUAUUCAAAAUGGAGAUUUGGAUAUUAUCGAUGAUAAUGCCUAUGGUCUAUCAAAUGAAAGUGUUGAUGAAGAAAGCGAUGAAUUUAUCCAACCACAGAAUAUGGUACUGCCCCGUGGUGAAGAGCACUCUGAAAAUGUGCUUAAUGGGGCUAACUCUGCUACGACAGUAAAUGGCAGUACACUGACAUCCAAGGAUGUUGCUCCUGCAGAAACAGUCAGACGCCCUCUUAGGGAUGAUCUUUUGUCAUCUGAACGACUAAUGACUACUCGGUUGGACAAGGAUUUGGACACAGAGAGUAGCAAAAGGGAGGAGCAAGCUGAGAUUAAUCAUCUCAAGUUCAUGCUGGUACUUCAGAAGGAGUUGGAAUUUUCACGGUUGAAAGAACAGAUUGAGAAGGAAAAGCUUGCAUUGUCUGAUUUGCAAACCAAGGCUGAAACUGAAAUCAGGAAUGCCCGAAAGCUUAUCUCAGAAAAAGAUGCAGAAUUACAUGCAGCUGAAGAAAGCCUUUCAGGGCUGGAAGAGGUUCAAAUUCAAUACUGUGGGGACGGUGAAAUCGUGGAGGUGUCAGGUAGCUUCGACGGUUGGCAUCAUCGAAUUAAAAUGGAUCCCCAGUCAUCAUCAGCUAUCAUAGGCCCCCUGGGAUCAAGGAAAUCCAGAAUUUGGUCAACAAUGUUGUUGCUUUAUCCUGGGAUAUAUGAGAUAAAAUUCAUUGUUGAUGGCCGCUGGAGGAUUGAUCCUCAAAGGGAAUCAGUUACCAGGGGUACCAUAAGGAACAAUAUUAUCCGAGUUGAAAAAUAAUACAGUUUUGGCUGGGAGGACUUUCUUGCUAUCUGUCUACCCAUGUGGUAAAUUCUACUUACUUACCAUCAAUAAGGGUAUUGGUUCAAAAUCUUAAACAUGCAUGUUGGGCCUAUCAUACUCCAUGUGAAUGUAAUCCUUAUCAACUUGUAAAAUUAUAUAUGGUCUAUCACUAGACAGUCACAAGUAGUUUUGGUCCCCAAUUUUAUUGUUUCUGACAGUUUUUCAUGAAUUUGUAGAUAUUUUACUUCUCUUUUUCAACUCAUUUUUCUAUCUAAAAUAACUAUGAAAUAUUGUGGUUUAA